GUCCGAGUGCUACGGAAGAUGUUAAAAUCGAUACUAUGGAUAAAAUAUCUCGAUAAGACAUCGAUAGAUAGUGGUUCGGUAGUUUACUUCAUGUAUUUCGUGUUGUGUGCAUCUUGCAAAUAAAGCAAAGUUGCAUUGCUAUAUUACAAAAAUGUAAUGUUAAACUGGACAAGAAAACGUCUGUACUUUAUUUGACGAAAAGAUGAAUGCCAUGUCACGAAAAGAACCACGGUCAAUUUACCGUAAUGAUUAACCAAAGAGGAUAUAGUUAUUUAUUUCAACAAUUCGUAGACCAAGAAAUUGAAAACAUGUAACUGCAUUUGUCGACUAUUUGGUAUCCGUGCCGUAAGAAAUUAAUAAUUCUUAAGUGAAAAGUAAAAUCAAGAAGAUUUUCGAAAGAAGUGUACAAAAAGUCAAUCAAUGAUAUUUUCGACGAUGUGAAAUUCUUAUCGCAUUUUCCUAUUGAUAGUAUAGCAUGAAAAUUUAUCAAGAUGCAUAGUUAUCUAUUCGUUAACGAAUCCAAUCCAACAAAUGUGAUCUCUAUUUCAUCCAAUUUACAUUUUGUAACGAUAAACGUGUGACAAAGUGAUGCAUUAACAUAUUAUGUAUAUUCAUAUAAAAACAAAGUAGUAUCUGGUAUUAAUAUAAUUAAUAUAUCGAUAACAAAGUAAUUAAUGUUUUGCUUUUUACACAUUAUGUUCACUGUUUUUUGUAAAACAAGGUAAACAUGUAACAAAAAAGUCACAUGUGUACAAUGUUAAAGUUUCAAUUUCUGUAUCUUUAAAGUUAUGUUCUUCAUAAAAUCAAAUGCAGUUUUCUGAUUGAUAACAAUGAAUGAAAUGAAUGUAACAAGCGCCACAAAUUCUGUAACAUCUGUGAUGUUACAUGAUAGUAUCAGAAAUUAUACUACCACCAUGGCAAAUAAUAUAUCUGACGAAUCAUCCGAAGGAUAUAUGUAUUCUACAGAAGAAAGUGGAACUAGUCAACAAUUAUGGAAUGUUUCUAAGGCCACAACAUCAUUGCCUAAUAGCACGCUAGUUUCCUUUGACACUUCAAGCACCAGUAUAUAUAUGUCUACAACAACAGAAGCCUUUGAUGAAUUUGGUCCACCAGAUGGAAUAGAAUACAUUUUUGUACCACUUGGUGUAGUGGUCUUUGUUAUUGUGUUAUCAGCUGUGGUAUGGGUGAUAAUUAUAUCAAGAAAAAGAAAAUUAGAGCGAUUAAGGCAUAGACUUAUGCCAAUGUAUAAUUUUGAUCCUGGAGAAGAAGAAGAAGAUGACUGGGAAACCGAAUUAUUGGAAGAAUGUUAUAACAAUCAUCAAAGACGCCAAGGAUAUCAAUCUAUGGAUACCGAGGAAAACACUGAACUUUUUGGAAAUCAUUAAUAAAAACGAAAAUAGUCGUUUAAGUACAUAUUGUCUACAUUCUGACAUAGAUUAAUAAUUACAGUAUUUAUUAGAUUUAUAUGGUUACUUAAUGCUUGAACAGAUUGUAUAUAUCUCGAUUCAGAACGAAAUCAAAUUCUACAAGUUUUAUAUAAAGUAACAUUUUUUUCAAACAUUAGAAUACUAAGUUUUAUCGAAAAUUCUGUAGCACUAUAGUAAAACUGACUUCAUUUAUGUGAAAACCAUAAAGUAGAUUCAUGUUUCAUAAAACAAUUCCAUAAUAGAGAAAUGUGAAAAAACAAAAAAUGACAAACUUUAUUUUAUCAUUAUUAUUCAUUGUACACUGUUUAUAACAGUCUUUUUAUAAAUGUAAAAUUUUUGCUACGUG
Messenger RNA from Hylaeus volcanicus, 1773 nucleotides. RefSeq lists its product as uncharacterized. The transcript is spliced from 3 exons. The record is from RefSeq and is a predicted model, not a curated record. Lineage: Eukaryota; Metazoa; Arthropoda; Insecta; Hymenoptera; Colletidae. Bases 831 to 1385 code for a protein of 184 amino acids.